Messenger RNA from Ostrinia nubilalis (European corn borer), 898 nucleotides. Its product is annotated as small cysteine and glycine repeat-containing protein 2-like. Lineage: Eukaryota; Metazoa; Arthropoda; Insecta; Lepidoptera; Crambidae. The record is from RefSeq and is a predicted model, not a curated record. The coding region runs from base 10 to 297 and encodes 95 amino acids. The transcript is spliced from 2 exons.
GAAAUCAAAAUGACUUCAACCAAAACCGUCGCCUUCUUUGCUUUUGCUCUCUUCCUCCAGUGCACCUGGGUCCACUGCCAGGUCAUCGGCGGUUACCCCGGUGGCAUCUACGGCGGUGGCUACGGCAACAUCAUCCCUAGCGGAUGCAACGAUAACGCCGACAUGGACUUCCUCUUCCCCAUCCUUCUGCUGUCCCUCUUCAACAGAAACAACAACAACGGAGGAGGAUGCGGAUGCAGUGGUGGAUGCAACGGAGGCUGCGGCGGCAGCUGUGGUGGCUGCGGACGGUACAACUGAGGUGGUAGGCCAGGACACAGUGUAAGGGAUGCUCUUACGAUCGUAUCAUGAAAAGACACUAAAAUCUCGAAUCAAACUUAAGCGUAAAUUACUCUGUGGUUGAUAUAAAUUACCGAAAUUCUACCAAUCACAGAUUUAAUUCAGGCUCAGGUUAAAAUCGAGAUUUGAGCAUCAUCUGAUAAUACGGGCCUAAGAUAGUUGCUUGUGAUUUCGAAAAGUUAUAACUUUUUAGCUCUCUCUGAAUCUUAUUACAUAAAGUUAAAGUCUAAUUGAUACUGUGCCAUAGCUAUGUUUUAAAUUACUCAAUUUUUGAAGACUUUAAAAUCCUGAUUUCGCCAAAGUAAGUGGUGGAACAGAAACACUGAUGGAAUACACAAGCUAAAAACACCAAGUAAAUAAAGAUUUCUAGUAAUAUAUGAAUAAAAUGAAAUAAAUUUAAUUGAGAAAAAGCUGCAAAAAUUUAAAGAUGUGACUAAAAGCAACCGAACACUGUGACCGAAGUCUAAUCUCAACAUGUUAAUUUUUCCUAAACAUCAAGAAAUGAAAAAACAUGUAAAUAUGUUCGUCAUAAUUCAUAACUGGUGGUGAAAGUUAGUGAUGU